GCUCUGGAAAUUGUGAUAGUACCUGUUCGAUUUGUUAAGGAGACGAUCUCCCUGUUCAUAUGUUACAGGAUCAGAAUGUUCGUGAGGAACAGUCACCAAAACAACCAGAACAAAAUAAUGAAAUUCAGAAGGCAGGAAAGUCAGAUAAGUGGAAGAAAGCACUGUUUGCCUUCUGUUUCCUUACAAUAACAACCCAGUACUUCUUUUUCACCAUGCCUCUAGCGUUUUUGGUCAAUGAACUUAUUGAGGUUUGGAAACACAACAAGAUAACGUCCGGGAGCAUUGUUGGCGCAUUCUCCUUCUCCCUAGCCGGUGCUGCAUUGCUCUCCAAUAGAUUCACCAGAUGUAUCCAGCCUAGGCAGACCUUACUUCUCACAGUCAUUGUGUUGACACUAUCUGCUCCCAUAUUUUUCGUCAAGUUUGACAAAACAGCCUUUGUCAUUGUUCUGUUCAUCACAAGAAUGAUACAGGGUUUUGUCAUUGGGUUAUGUGAGCCUCAGCUUAUGUCAGUUAUGACAUCAUUGUAUCCAGAGAGGCUAGGAUUCGUGACCGGAUCUUUUGAGCUUGCAGCUAGCAUAUCAUCUACAGUGGGCCCUUUUUUGGGCGGCUUUAUCUAUCAAAAUCAUGGUUUUGCAGUCGCCUCCACAAUUCCAUGUGUAUUCAACCUAUUUGCUAGCAUUGGAGGACUGAUACUCUUGAGUCCUAGUGUGAUGUUUGAUCAACCAGACUUCGAUUCAGAAGACAGUCAACCUACCAGAACAGAUCAAGAACGAACAACAAUUGCAUCACUGUUCAUCCUGCCAGUUGUUCUUCUAGGGAUGUUCUCAGAGACUCUAGUAUCCAUGAUUGUGAACACAAUAGAGUUCUUCUACCCUAACUUUUACAGCGUGAUAUUUAACAAACAAGAAGGUUAUGUUGGUGCUGUUCUUGCCAUAGCAGGACUAAUGUAUUGCAUAGCAACUGUAACAGCAGGAAUGUUAGUAGACAAAGAAGUUCCGAGGAAGACAAUGAUAUUCAGUGGCAUGGCUAUGAUGAUAUGUGGCUGUUUAGCGAUUGACCAGGAGUUUAUAAAAAGCAGUGCAGUUUGGGCAGCAAUUAUGCUAUCAGUUAUUGACUUCGGCAGUGGCUUGACUCAGAUCGGUAUUCUACCUUGCUUGAUAGUUCAGUAUCAGUACAUUACGCAUGUUUCAAGGGAAACUAGCUCCUGUCAAAUGAGUGGACUCUUUCGAGCGGCUUACUUCACAGGGGCAUUCUUUGGGCCCGUUAUUGGAGGAUUUAUGUUGGAAUUCAUGAGCUACCAAAAUGCCUACAUUGUUCUCGCUGGUGUACUUCUAGCGAAUUUAGCAAUUUUGGCUGCAGUUGAAUUAAUAUUCCCACAUACAAUAGAAAUUCCAUCAGGCAGACAGGGAUCUUAUGAAAAUUUAGAUUCAGUCAAUUCAGAUUAGCUAAGGGAAAUUUCUCAUGUUUUUUUUUUUUUUUUUAUGCCUAGCUACAGUGUGGAAAAGACAUUUCUAAACCCCACAACUCUACCUCCCACUGGUCCAUACGCAGCUAAAAAACAUGUGAACAAUCCCUUACCCAUUAAUUUAUUUGCUGACAUGUGUUCUGUUACAAUGUUUUAAAUUGAUUCUACAAUUAUCUGUUAAUUCACCCGUCUAAAUUUAAAGGUUGUCAGAAAUGUGGCAUAAUGCAAUGUUAAGAGAUUGAAUGUACCUCCUGAGCCGGUACUCAUUUCCUCUCUGAGCUAGCUAGUGUAUAUCAGUUUCUUGUUGGUGUUUUGUCUGUGUUUGUUUGUCCGUAGUAGGAAUUUACUGUAACUUUGGAGACUGGGCGCAGUAAUGUCCCAGAGGGUUUGUAACAUCAUGGAUGCUGACUAAGCUUACCUGAUCCUCUCCAACUUGUAUUAGUACACUACUUCAUUCACACCAGUCAUUUCACUACAUUAAACUGAUUGAGGUUAUGCCCUUUGUACAUGCUGAAGCGAUAUGCUAUGAUGAGUGGAAUAUGAGUUAGGAUCAGUUUGGUCCGUUUCAUGGCAAAAACAUUUAUUGAGAUUGAAUGUAAAGUGAUUCUGAGUAGACAACC
Molecule: messenger RNA, 2085 nt
Organism: Bolinopsis microptera
Lineage: Eukaryota; Metazoa; Ctenophora; Tentaculata; Lobata; Bolinopsidae
Product: MFS-type transporter SLC18B1-like
Exons: 7
Coding region: 60-1445 (461 amino acids)
Biological process (GO): transmembrane transport
Molecular function (GO): transmembrane transporter activity
Source: RefSeq, a predicted model, not a curated record